Messenger RNA from Cetraspora pellucida, 225 nucleotides. The record is from the annotation of a GenBank genome assembly. NCBI's taxonomy places the organism in Eukaryota, Fungi, Glomeromycota, Glomeromycetes, Diversisporales, Gigasporaceae.
AUGGAAUCACUUCGCCUUUAUCCACAAGCAGUACAAUUAAUGGGUUGUAAUCCUACAAAGCCAAUAAAUUUAUCAAUACUGAAAGGAUUUAUACCUGAAAGAUUUAUGAAUCCUGAAAAAGAGGUAAAAAAUAAUUGGGUUCCAUUUUCUGAUAAAAUUUUAUUACCUUCAUCCUUAAUGCUACAUCCCAAGAAUUUAGAACUUAUAUUUUCAAAGUUAAAUUAG